Diutina rugosa is the source of this 2148-nucleotide messenger RNA. It is a transcript of the gene STR2, whose product is annotated as cystathionine gamma-synthase. Gene Ontology annotation, biological process: transsulfuration; proton transmembrane transport. The record is from RefSeq and is a predicted model, not a curated record. Bases 1 to 2148 code for a protein of 715 amino acids. Gene Ontology annotation, cellular component: proton-transporting V-type ATPase, V0 domain. NCBI's taxonomy places the organism in Eukaryota, Fungi, Ascomycota, Pichiomycetes, Serinales, Debaryomycetaceae. The transcript is spliced from 2 exons. Gene Ontology annotation, molecular function: pyridoxal phosphate binding; cystathionine gamma-synthase activity; proton-transporting ATPase activity, rotational mechanism.
AUGCCAUCUCAAGAGAUAGGGGCUCCUAUUCCCAACGUUCCCCACGCUGUACUGGUAACAUUACCCACAUGGGAAGCUACCGUGGGUUAUGAAGAAGGAGAAGACUGGGUAGUCUCGAAGAUGAACCUGGGAUACCCUCGGUUUUUUAUUCAUCCAGUGAUCCAGCAGUUGGCGGCUGAACUUGAAGCCAAAUACGGCCGUGAUGGCGAAAAGGCCAUGAUAUUUCCCAGCUCAAAGGUUGCAAAGCGUUGUCGGGAUUUCGUCAAGGAAAAGCUGCCGCGGACACCCAAUGUAAGAGUUUUACAGUUGGCUACUCCAGGUCCUGUUACAGAAGAAGAAAAGCUGAAAGUAGUCGCUGCCAAUAUUGGUGUGGUAUUUGUGCCGUCUCGUGAUUAUGCUUUUGCUAAAAACUAUUGGCAGCAUCUGGGUGAAGGUAUCUCUUCAAGAAUGGCUGAGUACGUUUUACGUGAGCUCUUCAGUGAUUCAGCACCCGUUCCUUCAGGGAACCACAAUCUUAAGCAGGCUUUGCAAGUUAAGCUGAUCCAGCAAAAACUGCCACUGCUUCUGUUUGGAUCUCUGCAAAAAGAGGAGAUGGAAAAGGAAUACACUGCAUUUAUUGAGCAAAAGUUUGGUCGAGUGCUCGAUCUCAAAUUCGGUGACAUGGCAAAAACUGCACUCAAACGAAGAAUCUGUGGUCGAGUUGAGGAACUGGGUGACGCCAAUUCGUUGCCUAAAAGCCGUCAUCAUCUUUCCGAAAAGGAUAUCUAUUUAUACCCUCUGGGAAUGGCAUCGAUCUUCAAUGCUCAUCAAGCGCUAUUACAUGUCACUGAACCAAAAGAACUGGUGUGUUUUGGAUUUCCUUACGUCGACACUUUAAAUAUUUUGAAAAAGUUCGGGCCGGGUGUUCACUUUUUGGGCUUUGGUGAUGAUGCCUCCUUAGACGAGUUGGAAGAAAAUCUCAAGCUGGGAAAGUGGAAUAUCAUGGCUUUGUUUUGUGAAUGUCCAUCAAAUCCCUUACUCAAAACGCCUAAUUUGCAAAGAAUUCGCGAACUAGCUGAUAACUUCAACUUUGCUGUGGUAGUCGACGAGACAGUCGGUAACUUUUUGAAUAUCCACGUGUUGCCUUUUGCUGAUUUGGUGGCAUCAUCUCUUACCAAGGUGUUUUCCGGCGAUCUGAAUGUUAUGGCAGGUUCGCUUAUUCUCAACCCUGACCUGAAAUACUACCCGGCACUUCAAAAGUAUUUCAACGAAGAGUUCGAAGAUCUUUUCUGGGUGGAAGAUGCCUUGUACCUUGAACGCAACUCGCGAGACUUCGUUCAACGGGCUCACAAGAUUGAUACCACAGCUAAAAGCGUGGUCAAACUCUUGCAAAACUCCGAAAGCAUUUCUAAAAUCUACUAUCCUCUGGUCAAUGAUACUCGCCAUUAUUACGAUCAAAUUAAGACUCCCGAAGGCGGUUAUGGCGGUUUGAUUUCCUUUCUUUUCCACAACCCCGACCAUGCAGUUCGCUUUUUCAAUUCAGUUAACCUUCAUAAAGGUCCUUCUUUGGGUACCAACUUUACGUUAGCAUGCCCUUACGCAAUCUUAGCCCAUUAUCAAGAACUUGACGAAAUUGCUCACUGGGACGUUGAUCGUAACUUAAUACGUAUCAGUAUUGGAUUAGAGGAUCCUGAGGAUCCCGUUUACGCUCCCUUUUUUGGCUCGAUUGGUUGCGUUGCUGCCAUCGUUUUCACUUGUUUCGGUGCCUCGUAUGGUACUGCUAAGUCAGGUGUAGGUAUUUGUGCCACCGCUGUCACCAGACCCGACUUGAUUGUCAAGAACGUUGUUCCCGUUAUUAUGGCUGGUAUCAUUGCCAUUUAUGGUUUGGUGGUGUCGGUUUUGAUUUCGGGUGACUUGAAGCAAAAUUCUUACGCCUUGUUCACUGGCUUUAUUCAAUUGGGUGCCGGUUUAGCUGUCGGGUUGUCCGGUUUAGCUGCUGGUUUUGCCAUCGGUAUUGUGGGUGACGCCGGUGUUAGAGGUACUGGUCAACAACCUAGAUUGUUUGUGGGUAUGAUUCUUAUCUUGAUUUUCGCCGAAGUGUUGGGGUUGUACGGGUUGAUUGUGGCUUUGUUGAUGAACUCGAAGGCUACUCAAGACGUUAAGUGCUAA